Molecule: messenger RNA, 741 nt
Organism: Penicillium brevicompactum
Lineage: Eukaryota; Fungi; Ascomycota; Eurotiomycetes; Eurotiales; Aspergillaceae
Product: ribosome assembly factor MRT4
Exons: 2
Coding region: 1-741 (246 amino acids)
Biological process (GO): ribosomal large subunit assembly; rRNA processing; ribosomal large subunit biogenesis
Cellular component (GO): nucleolus; preribosome, large subunit precursor
Molecular function (GO): RNA binding
Source: RefSeq, a predicted model, not a curated record
AUGCCUCGUUCAAAGCGUGCGCGCGUCGUCCACGAGUCCAAGACCACCAAGAAAGACCACAAGGAGCAGACCCGCCGUCUGUUCUCCAACAUCCGGGAAUGCAUUGAGGAAUAUGACCAUCUUUUCGUCUUUGCAGUCGAUAACAUGCGUAACACCUACCUGAAGGAUGUGCGCACUGAGUUCGCCGACAGCCGUGUCUUCUUCGGAAAGACCAAGGUCAUGGCCAAGGCCCUUGGCCAGACCUCCGAGAGCGAGGCCGCUCCCAACGUGCACAAGCUCACUCCUCUCCUCACCGGCGCCGUCGGUCUGUUGUUCACCUCCCGCACACCCGAAUCUGUCGUCGAGUACUUUGAGACUUUCCGUCCCCAGGACUUCGCCCGUGCUGGAACCGAAGCGACCCGUUCUUUCAGCCUCCCCAAUGGCCUUGUCACCGCUCGUGGUGGUGAGGUCCCCGCCGACCAGGACGAGCCUAUCAGCCACACCAUCGAGCCCGCUCUCCGCAAGCUCGGUGUUCCCACCCGUCUGGUUAAGGGUAAGGUCAUGCUCGACUUGACCGAGGGACAGGACAGCUACCCCGUUUGCAAAAAGGGCGAGACUUUGGACUCCCGACAGACGACACUGAUGAAGAUGUUCGGUGUGCUUUCUUCCGAGUUCAAGGUUGAGCUUAAGGCCUACUGGACCCGCAGCACUGAGGAAAUUAAGAUUCUCGAGUCUGAGGGUGGAAUGGAGGUCGACGCAUAG